This is a messenger RNA of Scaptodrosophila lebanonensis, 1753 nucleotides long. It is a transcript of the gene frj, whose product is annotated as lysophospholipid acyltransferase 7. The transcript has 6 exons. The coding region runs from base 133 to 1602 and encodes 489 amino acids. Lineage: Eukaryota; Metazoa; Arthropoda; Insecta; Diptera; Drosophilidae. The record is from RefSeq and is a predicted model, not a curated record. Gene Ontology annotation, molecular function: lysophospholipid acyltransferase activity. Gene Ontology annotation, cellular component: mitochondria-associated endoplasmic reticulum membrane contact site; membrane. Gene Ontology annotation, biological process: phosphatidylinositol biosynthetic process; lipid modification.
GGCAACGCUAUAGCUAACUGGCGCUGUGGCCAUCCCUGGUUGUCAGCUGUUUGAAGACAAUAUCCAAAUCUCAGUCGCUAUUGCUUUUCGCUGAAUGUUGCCACCGUCCAUCGUGGCUAUUUAAUCUGGAGGAUGAGCAUCGACGACGUUAUCUACGUUAUUUGCCUGCUCGCCUGCAUUGGCGCCGGCAGUUAUGUGAAGAAAAUCCGCAAUGAAAGUCAACGCAAGCUGCUCAGUACUUCGCUGGGCAUCCUGGUGGUCGUCAUCGUAUCUGGAUUCCAUAGUCUUCACUGCGCUAUUUCUGUGGCAUUGGGCAGCGCCAGCGUGCUCCUAGUGCAUCCGAGCAAAUGCCACCUGGUCACAUUCGUGGUCAUGUUUGGCUAUUUAGUCUUCUUCCGGCUGGUGGAUCUCUUCGGCUUGCCCAGUGUACCUGGUCACACCAAUAUGAUACAAAUGAUACUCACACUUAAGGUCUCUGGCAUUGCAUUUGAGAAGACUGCCGCCUGGAAGCGAUUAAAGGAGCGCGAGGAGCAAGACAGCAACAAAGAGCGGGAUGUGAACAAAGAGAGCACCAUUGAGAUAUCUGACUACGAUGUAGAGUUACAGCAGCUAUCCCCCCACGAAAUUGUCCAUUAUUGCUUCAAUUACAUCGGAGUACUAACAGGACCCUAUUAUCGCUAUCGGACCUAUCGUGACUACUUUGAAACGCCUUUCAAGGACUAUGCUCCUAGCGUCGGCGCCACCCUUGAGAAAUUGAAAAACGCUGGCUUCUAUUGCACAUUAUAUCUAAUUGCUAACUAUAUAUGGCCUUUGGAUUACGCACUCAGUGACGAAUUCUAUAAUCAGCGUUCGUGGGUAUAUCGCUUGCUGUACGUUUGGCCAACUUUCUUCAUAUUCCGGGCACGGAUCUACACAGGAUUGACGUUAAGCGAAUGUGUGUGCACAAUGGCAGGAUUCGGGGCUUAUCCCGACGAGGCGGAUCCCACUAAUGGAGAGGGACCACGCAAACGCUACCAACACUUAAAGCGCAACGCGGAUAAACUGACCUACAACUUUACGACUAUCGUGAAUACUCGUGUCCUGGAAGUAGAACGUUGCUGGACAUUCCGCGAGGGCAUGAAGCAUUGGAAUGUCUGCGUACAAUAUUGGCUGGCUGUCAAUGUAUAUAAGCUCUUUCCCAGCAAGAAGUACAGAACUGGGGCCACGCUGCUAUGUUCAGCCUAUUGGCAUGGCUUUCGACCUGGUCACUAUUUCUGUAUCAUGGGUGCGCCGUUCUAUGUGCCAUUGGAGGACAUGUGGAAUAAAUUGGUACGCAAGGAUGCCACCGGUAUACAACGUAAUGUGAUUGACGUCAUCUUUUGGAUUGCCAAGUGGUUCGCCUUCAGUUACUUGGGUACUGCCUUUUUGCUCUCAUCGUUCGGCAACAUUUGGCGCUACUAUAGCUCCGUCUAUCACAUUGGCUACGUAUCCUGGGCUGUUUUUAUGGCAUUGGGCAUCUUCCUAACUAAACAGAAGAAGGCCCUCGAACGCAAACAGAAGAGAGCUGCGGAGGCUGCUGGCGCCGCUGGCGAUGCAGCGACGCUCAUAGAAAAGGAACUGUGAGCAGAUUUUAGAUUAAACACAUACGACUUGGAUCUAACGUAGAAAUGCUUUACGUCAAUAUUGUAACAAUUGAUUAAUGGGAUCCAGGCAUAAGUCCAACUGUAGUGCACGUUCGUUAUUGCUAACAUUAUAAGAGAUUAUAUACAGAUUA